CUUUCCGCUGCAGUUGUAAAUAUUUCUUCACCGCAACUGCUACAACCCGAUUCCCACAAACCCAAUUGCCAAACUACAUACGCAGUUCAAGCAAACAUUGCAUAGACUUCUCCUUCUAAAUUAUCUACUUUAUUACUUUAUUAAAGUCCCAAGACUAUGACCACUACUGCAUCCAUAACAUCACCACCAACCUCACCGCCCGCGAAAAGAGUCAAAACCACUUCUACUCCUACUCCCACAACCACAGCUACGACAACCACCAGCAACACCGGCAGCACCACCACCACCACCGCCGAAACAAUGUCUUCCAACACCAACACCAACACCACCACAACCACAACCCUCCCCCCCGUCCCCAACCUCAACCAAUCCCCCCCCCUCCUAAUCAAAAAACUCUCCCCAGCCGCCAAACUCCCCACCCGCGGGAGCCCCUUCUCCGCCGGCUACGACCUCUACGCCGCCCGCCCCACCACCAUCCCCUCCCGCGGCAAAGCCCUAGUCGACACCGACAUAGCCAUCGCCGUCCCCGCCGGCACCUACGGCCGCAUAGCCCCGCGCUCCGGCCUAGCCGCCAAGCACUUCAUCGACACGGGCGCCGGCGUCAUCGACGCCGACUACCGCGGCCAGGUCAAGGUCCUGCUGUUCAACCACUCGGACGUGGAUUUCGCUGUCGCCGAGGGCGACCGCGUCGCCCAGCUCGUGGUCGAGCGGAUUUACACGCCCGAGGUGCUGGAGGUGCAGGAGCUGGAGGAGAGUGUGCGGGGGGCGGGGGGGUUUGGGAGCACGGGGACGAAUUAAGGAUGUUGAUGUUGUUGCUUGGGGUUGGAGUAUGGAGGGGUACGGUGUGCUUGGUAUGAUACACAUACGAUGGGUAUACGAAAGAAGACUUAGACGGUACUGAUAGACGGCCACUGGCAAUCUGGUUGAGCUCGCCAGUCAACUGAUUAGCCAAUCAAAUAGAUGGGAUAUACAUAGAUAUGUACCUAAGGUAGACUCUUUCAAAGGGGAAGGAGAGGCCUAGCUCAUCCAUGUAUAGAGGAUGAGAUAUGAUGGGCAUGAAUAUAAAUUCUACAACAAACAUUCUAAAACCCACAUCUUCAAACCAGACAACGAAUCUUUUACAGCACA
Messenger RNA from Daldinia loculata, 1128 nucleotides. RefSeq names its product dUTPase-like protein. The record is from RefSeq and is a predicted model, not a curated record. Gene Ontology annotation, molecular function: magnesium ion binding; dUTP diphosphatase activity. NCBI's taxonomy places the organism in Eukaryota, Fungi, Ascomycota, Sordariomycetes, Xylariales, Hypoxylaceae. The coding region runs from base 157 to 798 and encodes 213 amino acids. The transcript has a single exon. Gene Ontology annotation, biological process: dUTP catabolic process; dUMP biosynthetic process.